CUUCCCCGUCGGUUUUCUUACACGGUAGGUAGCUACCCGGAAUAGGAUAGGCGAGAAAGUUCAGUAAAGACGAAAGCAAGAAGGAAAGUGGAAAGUGGAAAGAAGGUACGGAGUACAGUGGUACCUGUACCUGAUAACAUCCAACGCGAAAGAGCUACCCCAGCUCAUUUAUUCUUGCACGCGUUCAACCCCAAUUGCCUUAACAAUAUAGUACCAGCGUUGGUCGCAAAGGUUGCUCUUCCCUUUUGAUUUAAUUUUUAUUUUAUUUUAUUUUUCCUUCUCUCUCUUUCACAACUUACCAACAACAUUAAAAAUCACUUGCGCAUAUUGAGAUUAUUUUUUCUCAAUUUUUCCAUCACACAAAACCCGCUGGUGAAUUUUCUUUGAUUUUUCUUCACCUUUUUUUCUGCACAAAGAAUUAUCACCUACCUUUCUGCAUUCACAUCCACCACCUUACCUACCUACAAACACCAUACAUUCAUUUUACUGCCACAUAUCUUCGCGAUGGCACCUACAAGACCCUCGCGCGCUUCCAAAGAGAACGGCACAGCUGCCGAAACCACCACCGCCGGCAACGGUGCAACAGCUGCGAAGCGCGGCCGUGGCCGCCCGCCUAAGGAUGGCGUUGCCCCCCAGGCUAAGAAGCCUUCGACUGGCCGCCCUCGCGGUCGUCCCCCUGGAACGAGCGGUGGUGUAAAGAAGUCCAAGGCCAAGCCUGCUCCCAAGAGCACCAGCGGACCUGGUCGUCGCGGGCGUCCUCGCAAGUCUGACGCGUCGACUGCUGCUGCCACUCCGAAGAAGGGCGCGAAGGCCGCUGCCUCUAAGCCUGCUAGCACCGGGAAGGGACGCGGUAGACCAGCGCGCAAGAGCGACGUGUCGGCUUCGAAAGAGCCUGAGGGUGAGGAAGAGGAUGAGCAGGAAGACAAGGAGGAUGAUGAGGAUGCUGGUAACAAUGAUCUCGGACUGGGUGACGUUGGCGACGACGAUGACGAGAACGCCGCAGAUGAUAAUGAUGGCGACCAUCCAGAGGUAGGAUCUUACCCUUCCUCUUCCACCUACCCAACAUACAAUAUUUGCGAUCCCUCACUGAUCCGGGCUAUAUAGGACGAUUAGAAUAACCAAGUCCAUGCCUCAACCG
Hypoxylon trugodes is the source of this 1138-nucleotide messenger RNA. RefSeq lists its product as uncharacterized. The record is from RefSeq and is a predicted model, not a curated record. The coding region runs from base 505 to 1104 and encodes 199 amino acids. NCBI's taxonomy places the organism in Eukaryota, Fungi, Ascomycota, Sordariomycetes, Xylariales, Hypoxylaceae. Gene Ontology annotation, molecular function: DNA binding. Gene Ontology annotation, cellular component: nucleus; chromatin. Gene Ontology annotation, biological process: regulation of DNA-templated transcription. The transcript has 2 exons.